Messenger RNA from Zingiber officinale, 1356 nucleotides. Its product is annotated as serine/threonine-protein phosphatase PP1-like. Gene Ontology annotation, cellular component: cytoplasm; nucleus. Gene Ontology annotation, molecular function: protein serine/threonine phosphatase activity. The record is from RefSeq and is a predicted model, not a curated record. The transcript has 4 exons. Bases 171 to 1142 code for a protein of 323 amino acids. Lineage: Eukaryota; Viridiplantae; Streptophyta; Magnoliopsida; Zingiberales; Zingiberaceae.
CGUCUUUUCCGCCUCGGCUUGUCGUCCUAGCCGUGCUCAAAGCUCUGAAUUUUCCGACGCUUCCCCCCACGAUCGCAAGAUCCAGAGAGGGCGAAGCCUCGGGUCGGAGGAGGAGUCUCCUAACGCCGUCUUGGAGUUGAGAUACUCGGAAGGAGGGCGGCGGAACGAAGAUGAUGAUGACGAGGACCUCGAUUGGGGCCAUGGAUGGCCCUGUGCUGGACGACGUCAUCAGGCGGCUGCUCACCGGAGGAGGGCGGCAGGUGCAGCUCUUUGAGGCGGAGAUCCGGCAGCUCUGCGUCGAGGCCAAGAAAGUGUUUCUGUCGCAGGCGAAUCUCCUCGAGCUCCGCGCUCCCAUCAAGAUCUGCGGUGAUAUACAUGGGCAAUAUAUUGACUUGUUGAAGAUGUUCGAAAUUGGUGGCUUCCCGCCUCAUUCAUCUUAUUUGUUUCUUGGGGAUUAUGUAGAUAGGGGCAAAUAUUGCUUGGAAACUAUAUGCUUGCUUCUAGCUUAUAAAGUGAAGUAUCCUGACAAAGUGUUCCUUCUAAGAGGAAAUCAUGAAGAUGCUAAAAUCAAUAGAGUAUAUGGCUUUUAUGAUGAGUGCAAAAGAAGAUUCAAUGUUCGGCUAUGGAAAACAUUUUGUGAUUGCUUCAACUGCUUGCCAUUUGCGGCCCUGAUAGAUGAAAAAAUAUUGUGCAUGCAUGGCGGUCUUUCACCCGAGUUGCAAAACAUGUAUGAUAUCCGGAAUAUCCCAAGGCCGACUGAGAUUCCAGACUAUGGGAUUCUAUGUGACCUGCUUUGGUCUGAUCCUGAUCCUACAGUACAAGGGUGGGGUGAGAGUGACCGAGGAGUUUCAGUUACUUUUGGUGCUGAUAAGCUGGUUGAGUUUUUGGAGAAAAAUGAUCUUGAUCUUAUUUGUCGAGCUCAUCAAGUAGUGGAGGACGGAUAUGAGUUUUUUGCUCACAGAAGAUUAGUCACUAUUUUUUCAGCUCCAAACUAUUGUGGGGAAUUUGAUAAUGUAGGUGCUCUAUUGACCAUAAAUGAAAACCUGUUAUGUUCGUUUCAGAUUUUGAAAGCAUCAACACCAGUAAACCCCGACACAAUCAAUAAGAAGCCUAAGAAGCCAUCAAAAGGAGGAAAAUCUUGAUAACUCUAGUCAGUCAUCUGAGGAUGAUAGAGUUUGGAGAGCUGGAUCUUUUGUGUGUGGAUCGAUUAAACUUGUCGCUAUUUUCUAUGGGUAGAUAAGGUUAUCUUAGGCAAUGAACAAAUGUAAGGCAAUGUUGAAUCAUUAGGAUGGUGAAGUUUGUCUGAUGCUUUUUUGUUGUACAGCAAUUUAAUACAAAGUUUCUUAUCCCCCUCUA